Molecule: messenger RNA, 1809 nt
Organism: Anisakis simplex (herring worm)
Lineage: Eukaryota; Metazoa; Nematoda; Chromadorea; Rhabditida; Anisakidae
Source: the annotation of a GenBank genome assembly
CUGAAGAUUUCAUUCUUUUUUCAGUUACCAAAUAGGUCCAACCGGAAACCACCGCUUGUGCUCAUCACGCAAGCAUCCAUUCACAAUGCGCCAGAGGUAGAGAUAUCGAAUAAACUAUUGAUGAAGCGAGGAAGGCGAAGGACUCCGAGUGGUACCCAGCCGAGCGACAGUGAAUAUACGACGGAUGACGAUAGCCGCUACGCGAAUGUGGGUGAAACUGAAUCAGAAUUCGAGAAUUCAGUUUCUGAAGCAGUUUCACUCAGGGAUCAAUUUAAAGGCCCGAGGCCAAAAGGGGAUCUGUACCCACUUUAUCCAGCACACUCGAGGUCACAAUCUCGCGAUCGCUCCCGCUCCCCCUCCCCAUACACGGACUAUGAGAGUGAUUUUGAAUUGCACUUCAACGAUCCACCGUCGAGAAAUGAGGAUAGUCGAGGGCGUGUCUCGCAGACGAUGGCCGUUCCAGCACCAAUCUUCACCGCAUCAGUUUGUUACGAUGUUUGUUACGAUGGUAUGGACGACUGGGAUUCAGCAAAGGAGCAAUCGGUGGAAUCACUCUCGGAUUACGAGGAUAUGAUUGAUUAUGAUUCUGAUGUUGUAGAAGGUCGCUACUCAGCGGCUCAGAGCCGUCUGGAUAGUCGUGCAGAUUCUCGCCUGAGACCAGAGUCUUCAAUCGGUGCCUAUAUGAGUCCGGUUUCAUUCUCAAGUGACGAGGAUUACGAUGGUCAACACUAUCACGAUCGCGUGGACGUCGGAUGUACGCUAAAGUUGGUGCAGAAGGCAGCCUUGAAAGGUUCUGAUGAAGAUGAAUCAUCCAGUGAAUACUACGACGAUUCUGAGUAUGAAGAUGAGGAAGAGUAUUACGAUGAGGAUGAAGAAUAUGAUGAAGAGGAAGAAGAGGAGGAGGAAGAGGAAGAUGAGAACGAAGAGGAAUUGGAGAAAGAUGGGCAAGCGGUUGAUCUGGAAAAGAGAAAGAAACUGGAAAAAGUGGAGGAACUGGAUGAGGAAGGAGAGGAAGAGGGAAAGAAACUGGAAAAAGUGGAGGAACUGGAUGAGGAACGAGAAGUAGAGGAAGAAGGUGAGCCAGAAAUUGAGAGACGAGAGGUAAUCAAAGACGCAAUUGCUGAGGAAGAAGACGAGGGGGAAUCUGAGGAGGUAGCUGAAUCUGAAUCUGAGGAGGAACUCUCCGCGGCUGAAGCAACGUCGAAAGUUGAGCAGGAAAGAGCAGUUGAAGCAGCUGUUCCUAAGGAGGAUUCCUCAUCAUGCAAACAAACCACCGAAAGAAUUCUAAAAGAAGUCUCUCCGGACGAUGUUAUUAUGGCUGAAGAAGAAGUUGAAGUCGCAACUGUUGAAGAGUUGAAGCCAGAGAUACCGGAAGAAAGUGUCAUGGAAAUGAAACAACAUAGUGAAGAAGUGAAGAGUGUGGAUAUCGUUCCCACAUAUGUACGUCCAGUGGAAGAGAAGCAACGUUCAGACAUGGCAGCCUCCUUUAUUGACCCUAAACCAUUGAUCGAUCACGCGAAAGGGGCGAUAAUUCAGCCAACCAAACUCGCGACUGCUCAAGUUGAAAAACCAGAAGUGAAGGUGGCUGAUGCAAAGAAACCAGUUCAAAAAGAGGCCGUGGUAGCACCAAAAACUGCUACAAGCUCCCCAGCUGCACAGAGCAAACCAUCUGUGGCUCCAUCACCAUCAUCCAUUUCGAAAUCUCCAGAAGCUCAAGCUCAGUCUACGACAGUUCCUUCUUCGGCUUCACCUACACCAAAAGUAGGAAAAAUUUUGCUCUUAUUCUCUAGUUGCAAGAAUAAUGAAUAG